Molecule: messenger RNA, 3034 nt
Organism: Mugil cephalus (flathead mullet)
Lineage: Eukaryota; Metazoa; Chordata; Actinopteri; Mugiliformes; Mugilidae
Gene: ccdc150
Product: coiled-coil domain containing 150
Exons: 19
Coding region: 101-2449 (782 amino acids)
Source: RefSeq, a predicted model, not a curated record
UGGAAACAGACCCCGGAAGUGGACACUGUUUAGGGUGCUUGAAAUGUAAUCUUGAACACAGUUUAGGAGUGGGUUCAGGUCCCUGCCCCACUAUUCUGUGAUGUCCAGCUCAGCCAUCCGUCCGGUCCAUGCUGGGGACACAGCCCCAGAAGCUCUGUUCCUUCUGCAACGGCGCCUGUUGAUGGCUGAGGAGGGGACUGAAGCUCUUGUCCGAGCCAUGGACGAACUGGGGGUAUCCACGGAGCAAAUCUUGGGAUCUGCGGAGACAGCCAUGCACCCUGUAAGUCCCCUGAAGAUGCACCAGUUCCCGGGGGAGGACAGCAAGCUGUGGCAGCAGUAUGACUUUCUAGUGAGCCGGGUUUGUCGCAUGGAGAGUCUGCUGCAGACCCUCGAACUCACCAUCUUCCGCCUGAAGACGGAAAGGGAGCUGGAUCCCUCUCACACAGUUUAUUUGAAGCAGCAGCUGGCAGCGAUGCAGCAGGAGAGUGAGCAGGAGCAGCAGGCCUCCAGGAGUGAGAUGAUGACGCUCAGGGACCAGCUUCAACAGGCUUACCGGGAGAGAGACCGAGCUCGUGCAGAGGUGCAGAAGCUGGGGGAUGCACUGGAGGGAGCAGCUGCUGCCAGGGCGGAUGUAGCUUUGGCUGCGGAAGAGCUGAAGGUUGUUAAGAUGGAGAUGAGCCAGAAAGUGAUGGAGAUGAGAGAGCAGAUGAGGCAGGAGUCCAUCCGCUCCCAUGAAGCCAUGAAAUCUCACAGCGAGCUUCUGGAGCGGGUUGAGGAGACGGAGCGGGUGGUGGAGAUGGAGAGAAGACAGGCUCUGCUGCUGCAGUCGGACUGCCAGGCCUGGCGCGCCGAGGUCCAGUCGAGCCGGCAACAACUGGCAGAAGAAAGAGGCCGAGGCAGGAGACUGGAGGAGCUCUGUCAGCAGCUCAGAGAACAGACAGCAAUCAAAGACUCAGUUGUGUCUGCAUUGAAAACAGAACUGAAGAGACAACAGACAGAAAAUAGUAAACUGCUGAAAGACAUCAGAGAGCUGAGAGCUGCUGCUGACAGAGUCCAGGCAGAGAGGAGUCGCGCAGUCAGUCAACUGCAAAAGCAAGACCUGCUGCAGGAGGCGACCAGAUGCAACCUCCAGACUGAGCUGCAGGUGGCGCUAAGGGACAAAGUUCACCUGGAGAAGGAACUGGAGAAGCUGAAAGGCGCGCACGCCCUCCUCCUGCAGAGCUCCUCCAUCACACAGGGGACAGCAGCCUCUCACAAGAAGCUGCAGGAGCGAACCAUUGAAAAACUGCAGAGAGAGCUGAUCACAGCCAGAGGAGAGGAGGAGGCAAUGAGGGAAGACCUGGAGGGUUCGAAAAAUGAGUUACGUCUUGUUGUCACUAAGCUGGAGGGCGAGAGGAGCUGUCUGGACGCUCAGCUGAAGGAGGCCAGGAGGGAUGUGGGAUCUCUGAGCUCGGCCUUGCAGAGCCAGCAGGAUGAGAACAGGAGGCUAAUGGGCGAGCUGACUGCUUUAGGACAACAACAACAGAUCAGCGAGCAGGAGGCCUUGCAGGAUGUUUGCGGGUUUGCAGAGGGUGUCGUCAGUCAAACACUUGAAAACCUCUACCCAUCCAAUGACAGACUCCAAUUUAACACCCUGCAUCAGGAGCUGGGGGGACGAGAACAGGAGCUGGCCACCCUCAAGAAAGACAGGGUGAAGGCUCACAGAGAAAUCAGGAAACACCAAGCAGAGGUGGAGAAGCUGCAAGGACUGUUAACAUCUACUCAUUCCAAGAGCAACAGAGCUCUGGAGUCCUUGCAGAAAGCCUUGGCUGCAGCCAGAGAGGACAACAAGACGCUGGCCCACAGCUUGGAGCAGGCUGUGUUGACUAACAACAGUUUACACAGCAAACUGCAGCAGGCACGAGACCAGUACCAGGCCACCAUCACACUGAGAGAUGACGAAUUACGGACAAAGAUAAGUCACUUGUCUACAGAUCUGAGCGCUGCAAAGCAACAAAACAGGGAAUACUGUGAAUCGUCCGUGAAGACUCUACAUAGAGAAAUUUCAGAGCUAAAGUUGACAGUAAAGGAUUCGUCAACCAAGUCAGACGACCUGUCCAAGACCAAUCAGGUGCUGCUCAGACGGGUGUCUGAACUAGAGCGGCAGGUGUCCAAACAGAAGGCCUGUAUCAGGGAGCAGAGGAGCCAGCUGAGGCAGCAGCAGAGGAGCAGAGAUUCACGGGACCACUCUCAGAAAGUUAAGGCGUUAGGAGAGAGGAACGGGGAUCUGCAUGAGAAAGAGCAGGCUGACCAAGAGCUAAAAGAGGUCAGGGUGGAAUCUGAACGGCAGCUCACAAGCAAACGGGAGGCGGAGUGGGAGAGGUGGACGUCUACCAUCCAACGCUGGGAGGACAAGAGAGAGGGCUGGCUCGCUUCGCUGGAGGACGCGAGCCUGCGAGGACACAGCUGAUUACACAGUCGCGCCGAUAACGACCGGCGCAAACAGAUUUCUCACCCACACACCUGAAUGCGGACAACACCACGAGAGCGAUCCUUUGUAUUUAAUCAAACACUGAACAGUGACCAACAGAGAAGAACAGAUAGCAGCCACAUGUGGACUAGCAGCUGUAGAGUCAGACGGGUCCGUGUCUGUGUCCGUGUGUGUGUUUGUGUGAUGCUCUCCACAUUUAUCGGCCAGGAUUUAAUGUCAGACAGGAUGGAAACAUGCACUCUCCUCAAAACAAAACUGUACAAUCGUAACAUCUGAUAAACUUCUCCACUGUACAAAGAGGCCUAUUUUUGUACCAACAGAUUCUUUAUACAAAAGUAAAUUUUUAAAUAACACUGUGUACAAAUGUAAGCUUUUCUUCCAUCUACCUGGUUGCACUUGAGUCUGUUAGCUCCUGUUGUCAUGUGAUGAGUUAACCGUGGAUGCAAUGACUUGAGCUCACGCUCCCCCUCUCACUCGAUCCCUGGGUCGUCAAGGAUCCUAUCAGAGUUCAUCAGGAAACACUGACAUGUGUACAGUCCAAUAGCAGGGGUUCUCCAGUUCCCC